Messenger RNA from Diospyros lotus (date-plum), 1046 nucleotides. Its product is annotated as proteasome subunit alpha type-6. Gene Ontology annotation, biological process: ubiquitin-dependent protein catabolic process. NCBI's taxonomy places the organism in Eukaryota, Viridiplantae, Streptophyta, Magnoliopsida, Ericales, Ebenaceae. The record is from RefSeq and is a predicted model, not a curated record. Gene Ontology annotation, cellular component: cytosol; proteasome core complex; nucleus. The transcript is spliced from 9 exons. Bases 101 to 841 code for a protein of 246 amino acids.
CUUCCUCUGUCUUGCAGACAAAGCUUCUCGGUUCUUUUCCCCUCGCUCUCUCGGAGAAUAGCAACGAACAAACGAUCAGAGUAAGGUCAAAAAUCCCAAAAUGAGCCGUGGAAGCGGAGCAGGCUACGAUCGCCACAUCACGAUCUUCUCUCCCGAAGGACGCCUCUUCCAAGUCGAGUAUGCUUUCAAGGCCGUGAAGUCGGCUGGAAUCACCUCGAUUGGGGUGCGCGGAAAGGACUCCGUCUGUGUCGUCACCCAAAAGAAAGUUCCGGACAAGCUUUUGGAUCAGACUAGUGUCACUCACCUGUUCCCUAUUACCAAGUACCUUGGACUGUUGGCUACCGGCAUGACAGCUGAUGCAAGGUCAUUGGUCCAACAAGCAAGGAAUGAAGCAGCAGAGUUUCGUUUCAGAUAUGGUUAUGAAAUGCCUGUGGAUGUCUUGGCCAGAUGGAUUGCAGACAAAUCUCAAAUUUAUACUCAACAUGCGUAUAUGAGACCCCUUGGAGUAGUUGCUAUGGUUUUGGGCAUUGAUGAGGAGAGGGGGCCUCAGCUCUUCAAAUGUGAUCCAGCUGGACAUUUUUAUGGGCACAAGGCAACAAGUGCUGGAUUAAAAGAACAAGAGGCUAUUAAUUUUUUGGAGAAGAAAAUGAAAAAUGAUCCUGCUUUUUCGUAUGAGGAAACAGUACAGACUGCUAUUUCUGCACUGCAAUCUGUACUACAAGAAGAUUUCAAGGCUACUGAAAUUGAGGUUGGAGUUGUGAGGGGAGAAAAUCCUGUCUUCAGAGUAUUGUCAACAGAGGAAAUUGACGAGCACUUGGUUGCCAUAAGCGAGCGAGACUAAUUGAUGAGGACUAAGAACAGGCACUGGUUGAAGUUGUGUUUAUUUGGAACCAUCAUGAUAUGCUUUAAUUGAUUUAUGGAUUUGAGAGAGGAGGAUAGUUGAUGUGUUUCAAAUUAUCAAACUGUGGACCUACAUUUCAGAACAACUGUUCCCAGGCUUACCUGCCUGAGAGGUUUAUGGGAUGAGUAAUUUUUUGUAUGCUUCA